AUGGGUCCGCCACCCGUAGUUACCGGUAUAUCACCAAAAGAAGGGCCACCUGGUACAAGGGUUACAAUCAGAGGCGAAUUCUUGGGGACUGGUGCAACAGAUCUCAUAGGACUUAAAAUAUGUGGGUGUGACUGCUUGCUCUCUGCUGAAUGGAAGAGUAGAAAUAAAAUUGUUGCUAGAUCUGGCCCUUGUAAAGGUCGUGGGGACAUAAUUGUUACUACACGGUCGGGUGGAGAGGGCACAUCUACUGUGCAAUUUAGAGGAUACCACGAGUCCAUUGGCCCAGUAAAAGAAAGCGCAGUAUGGGUGGAGGAAACAGCCCCUCCAGCAUUGCCAUGGGGCAGACGACCCAUGUCCCCCACUGCUUAUACUCCCCCAGAUCCCCUUGGGUUAUCUACAGAAGGGGAUGAUUAUAAAUUUCCCGAAGAAGAACUUAAUGAAUUGUUUCCUGAUGGAUCAGGUAAGCUGACUGACGAGAACUUCCAACCAGGCUGGUAUCUGUUGGAGCACCACAGCAACACAUCAUUUGAAGAUUUAAAGGCGGGACUUGUGUUUCUACAGAGGAAGGUAGAAGGCCAGAAGGAGGGCCAGUUGAGUUUCCUAAAAGCCAACACGGGGGCAGUGAUGGACCAACUGGACCGACUUGUUCUACUCAAAAACAUGUAUGAGGAUGAUGAGAGGAAGAAUGGCAGGGAACCUCUGCCGAGUCUACAAGCCGCUAUUGAGGAAUCAAUAUCGCUGGCUGACUCCCUUUUCUCCGAAAUAUUAUCUCGCAAAGAGAAUGCGGACAAGACGAGGGAAGCCCUCUCAAUGCUGACGAGACAUAAAUUUCUUUUCCAAUUGCCCGCGUCGAUCGAUAAGAAUAUAAAGAAGAAGGAAUACGACCUCGUAGUCAACGACUACACCAGAGUCAAGAAUCUCUUUGGAAAUACUGACGUCAAGCUAUUUCAAAAAAUAUUGGACGAAAUCGACAAGAAGAUAGAGGAUUUGAAGGAGAACCUUUAUAUGAGGAUGAAAACGAUGCCCUGCAACGUUCAGGAGCAGACCAAAUACAUCAGGCUCCUAAUAAGCCUGAACUGGGAAGGUGACGCGGCUUGGGAAGCCGUGAGCAGCCGACAUCAGUAUCUCAUGGCUCUCUUGAACAAGGUCAAGGACCAUUUCAAGCUGAAGGAGGAGCAGGAGAACAGCGAAAAGGGUAAACGCAAAUCGCGCGAUGACAGCGGGGUCUCGUGGGGAGUCGGCCGCGGGUCGUGGUGCGCGUGCGCAAGCGCAGCUCUGUCUCGGGAGCUGCACGCCCUGUGGCCUCUGGCCAGGAGGUACUUCGCGGGGGAACUGGCCGGGAGACCCACGGACCCGCAGAGGCACGCCGAGUUGAAGGAGAUGAUAAUAGCCGCAGUGGAGCUGUUCUCUGAGCACAUGCGGUAUUGCCUCAUGGGCGGAAGCGGGGCCGCCGGCGCCUUACCGCCGGACACCUUGAGGACCAGACUUCUGGCCAACCUGGCGCACCUCAGAGAGGCGUACGAGUCACUCUUGAAGCUGGAUUUGCCUUCACAGCCCCUGGCGAUAGUGGAGAAGGUGAUAUUCGAGUACCGGGUGCACGGCAUGUCGGUGUUCCUGCAGAGGGCUCUGCGGCGAGUGAAAGCCUUGAGCGGCCUCGAGACCUGGAAGGUGCAGGACUUCACCGACUACGGGGCCAUCACUGGACUUCCCCACCUCCUGGAAUCUUACAUCGAAGAAGCUCUGUCGUGCAUCAGCAAGUGCGUGCUGCCCUGCGGCCGACGGGAGACUCCUCUCCUUGCGGAGCACUCGCCACCCCUGCUCACCCUCCACAAGCAGACCGAGCAGAUCCUCAUGGCCUUCGUCUCGGUGUUGGAGGGACUGGUGUUGGAUCAUGAGGAGGAGUUCGACAACAGCAGCCUGUCGAUCCUUCUGGAACAGUCCGUGGAGGACAGCCCCGAGAGCGGCUCCCGUUCCUGGCAGCAGAAGCUGCUCAUCGCGAACGCCAACGCCCACUACACGCGGAAGGUCAUCUUGGAUCGCGUCGCUGACGCCUUCCAGAGCUACAGCGUCAUGCCUCCCCUGGCGGGGCUCAAGGCGUCCCGCGAGGCCCUGAGCUCGCUCGAGACGCGCAUCGGGGAGCAGUACAUCGAGCAGAAGGGGGAUCCCUUGGUGGGCACCAUCGAGCCGAGCAUGUUCGUGGGCCGACAUCAGCCCCUCACCAUGCCCACCGACGCCCGCCCCUACGUCUACGAGAUCAUCAACAACCUCAUCGCCGUGCACGCGGAGGUGGACAGCAUCUGCGGGCCUUCCUCGUCCCGCUACGUGCGAGACAUCUGCGAGACGGUGUGCGAGGAGGUGUCCCGCUUGGCAGCCACGCCCUUGUCCCGCACGGCCGCCUUCCGCGCCAGGCUCGACUGCGCCCUAUUGAGACUGGCCUGCAGCGAACACCUCACUAGGAAAGCCGAGAGCUACCUGAUAGAGGCACUGGCUGGACUUCCGCCUCUCGACAACGAAGAAGAUAAAAAAAGAAUGGAUAAUCUAAUCCAAGGAUUCAAGAAGAGAAUGGAACUGCAAUUGGCCUGUCUCAAUUGUAAUGUCGAGACUAUUUGA
Messenger RNA from Pieris macdunnoughi, 2610 nucleotides. The record is from the annotation of a GenBank genome assembly. Lineage: Eukaryota; Metazoa; Arthropoda; Insecta; Lepidoptera; Pieridae.